CUUUGUCAGUGAACAAAAUGGCGUCUUACUGUUUGACAGUCACUAGGCUGCGGCUGGCCCUUGGAACUGGUGCAAGGCGCAUUCAUGUCUCCUCAGCCUUCAGCGCCAAGGCCAAGGUGGCCAUGAGCCGCUUUGAGCCCGGCUCCACCGUUAACUAUGAGAAGAUGCACGAGAACAUCAACACUGUGCGCAGGAGGCUUGGCAGGCCUCUCACGCUGUCGGAGAAGAUUGUGUACGGUCACCUGGAUGAUCCAGUGGGGCAGGAUAUCGACCGCGGCCGCACCUACCUGCGCCUGCGUCCAGACCGCGUGGCGAUGCAGGAUGCUACAGCUCAGAUGGCAAUGCUGCAGUUCAUCAGCAGUGGUCUGCCCAGGGUAGCGGUUCCCUCCACCAUCCACUGUGAUCAUCUGAUUGAGGCUCAGAUCGGAGGGGCCGAGGACCUGCAGAGAGCUAAGGAGAUAAACGAGGAAGUGUACAACUUUCUUGCCACUGCUGCUGCUAAAUAUGGAGUUGGCUUCUGGAAACCUGGAUCAGGGAUCAUCCAUCAGAUCAUCCUGGAGAAUUAUGCCUAUCCUGGAGUGAUGCUGAUUGGUACAGACUCCCACACUCCUAAUGGUGGUGGCCUGGGGGCCGUCUGCAUUGGAGUGGGUGGCGCUGAUGCCGUGGAUGUCAUGGCUGGAAUCCCCUGGGAGCUCAAGUGUCCGAAAGUGAUUGGAGUGAAGCUGACAGGAACCCUGUCUGGUUGGACCUCUCCGAAGGAUGUCAUCCUGAAGGUGGCUGGCAUCCUGACUGUAAAAGGUGGCACAGGAGCCAUUGUGGAGUAUCACGGGCCUGGAGUUGACUCCAUCUCCUGCACUGGAAUGGCCACUAUCUGUAACAUGGGUGCUGAGAUUGGAGCCACCACAUCCAUUUUCCCCUACAACCACCGCAUGAGGACGUACAUGGAGAAAACUGGCCGUGGAGAGAUCGCGACUGUGGCCGAUCAGUUCAAAGAUGACUUGGUCCCAGAUAAAGGCUGUGAAUACGACCAGCUCAUUGAGAUUAACCUGAGUGAGUUGAAGCCCCAUAUCAACGGGCCCUUCACCCCUGACCUGGCCCACCCCGUGUCUGAUAUCGGGGCUACGGCUAAGAAGAACGGCUGGCCCCUGGAGGUUAAAGUUGGUCUGAUCGGUAGCUGUACCAACUCCAGCUACGAGGACAUGGGCAGAGCGGCCUCUCUGGCCAAGCAGGCUCUUGAUAAAGGUCUGAAGUGCAAGGCCCAGUUCACAGUCACCCCAGGUUCUGAGCAGAUCCGUGCCACUAUCGAGAGGGACGGAUAUGCCAAGAUCCUGAGUGAUGUUGGUGGAAUCGUACUUGCCAACGCUUGUGGACCCUGCAUCGGACAGUGGGACAGGAAGGAUGUGAAAAAAGGAGAGAAGAAUACUAUUGUCACAUCCUUCAACAGGAACUUCACUGCCAGGAAUGAUGCCAACCCUGCUACUCAUGCUUUUGUCACCUCUCCUGAGAUCGUCACCGCCAUGGCCAUCGCUGGAACUCUCAACUUCAACCCAGAGACCGACUACCUGACAGCUCCUAACGGAGAGAAGUUCAAGCUGACUCCGCCUACUGGUGACGAGCUCCCCUCCAGAGACUUCGACCCAGGCCAGGACACCUACCAGCACCCCCCGACUGAGGGCACCUCGGUGAAGGUGGACGUGAACCCCACCAGCAACCGCUUGCAGCUGCUGGAGCCCUUCGACAAGUGGCACGGAAAAGACCUGGAGGACAUGAGGGUCCUUAUCAAGGUGAAGGGAAAGUGCACCACUGACCAUAUCAGCGCUGCCGGGCCCUGGCUGAAGUUCCGUGGUCACCUGGACAACAUCUCCAACAAUCUGCUGAUUGGUGCAGUCAACAGUGAAAACGAUGCUGUGAACAAGGUCAAAAACCUGCUGACAGGAGAGUACGGAGGUGUGCCCGAUGUGGCCCGCCACUACAAGGCCAAUGGAGUGAACUGGGUGGUGGUCGGAGAUGAGAACUAUGGAGAAGGUUCCAGCAGAGAGCACGCUGCCCUGGAGCCACGACACCUUGGAGGACGCGCUAUCAUCGUCAAGAGCUUUGCCAGAAUCCACGAGACUAACCUGAAGAAGCAGGGCCUGCUGCCUCUGACUUUUGCUAACCCCCAGGACUACGAAAAAAUUCGCCCUGACGACAAGAUUACAAUCACUGGGCUAAAAUCCUUUGCUCCUGGCAAGCCCCUGGCAGCAGUGAUCAAGCACAGUGACGGCAGCAAGGAGUCCAUCACUCUAAACCACUCCUUCAACGAGACGCAGAUUGAGUGGUUCAGGGCCGGCUCUGCUCUCAACAGGAUGAAGGAGCUCCAGUAAUAGGUGGAGACGUGGGAGGUGGGGCCUGUAGGGGCCACCGAGGGGCCUUGGCAUGGGUUAAGAAGGGGAGAAGUGAGGGCAGAGAAAGGGGCUUCGCAAAGAGGAAGAGACGAGGUGAACGGUAGACGGUUACCAGACCUGUUGGUUUAAAUGUUGGUGUAGGGACAGCUGUAGUCAUGAUCAGUUAAAGAAAACACACACACAUACACACACACACACAAACACACACAAGGUCGCUGCACAGAUGAAAAGCGCACACACACAUUGACAUGGGCACGCACAUGCACAGACAGGAUUACUGUGAAAGCACUCCCGGACGACAGGCAGAAUUACACAAACACGCUCAAAUCAAGCGCACAUAACCGAAGCUUAGCAGUGUGUGUGUGUCUGUAAAAGGCAGCAUCGUUCGUACUGGCAGCACUCCUCAGUUUAAAAUCAGAUUUGUCAAGCUCAGUUGUUCAUUGAGUGUUACCCUGCAGCGCUCAGCUGACUGUUUCACACACAGACAGUUGAAUGAGGCUGUUUUCCUAAAUCUGUGAACGAAUCUAGCAGUAUACAAACCUGAGUCAGACCCUGCAUUGAUAAAGUUAGAUUCAAAAUACGAUUAAAAUAGAAGUGGUGAAGCAGAGAUAACAGUUUCCUAAUAUUUAAUGACGAGUUAACAGCUUCCUGCUUCAAAAUCUUUAACUGCAAAGUCCGUCCAAAGACCAGACAAUUGUUGUUCUUCAUUAUGCUUCCUGUUUUAUAUUUGUCGCAGUGGUUUCCAUCCAUACAGCUCAAUAAGCUCACUGAGUUGUCCAACUCACAUGAAUGUACCUUUCCUUCAUUAUCUCCAGACCUGAAGAACAUUUCCACCACAUGUUCAAUGUGAUGCUGCAUUCAAAUGGAACUUUUGAGCUUGUGUUUAUGACAUGGGAAGCCGUGAAUGUGAGCUCAUGAACUCAGAGCUCUCAGAAAAUUCAGCUUAUGAAGCUGUGAACACCACAACAAGGAGGCGUUUAUUUGGACUCUUCUCGUGAGCGUGGUAAACACAACCCCAUUGGAACGCAGCAUACUUGAAAUGCACUAAAUAGCGACAAACUCCACAAGUCGUCCUUCAUUUUCCUCCUGUAGCGGGCUGCUAGGUUUGCCUUCAACUUGAACAAGUGUCGCCUCACUAGUCAUAGUUUUGAGCCACUGUGAAAACAAACUGCCAGGCACACUGACUUAUUUACUGUAAGCAGGAUCGGUUGAAAUCCUGUCAGCCCCUCCACUGUCACGGUACAACUGCAGCCCAAUCUAUCGUCACUCUGUCUGAGGUCUUGUUUUUUUAUGCAGCUGCUGUUGGACUUUUCGUUUUGACCUUGAAUCUGUGUACACUCCCUGCUUCUCUUUCACUGCACGAUCGCUCACAGGGCUGCAACGAAUUAUUGUUUUCAUUAUCGGUUAUUCUGUCCAUUAUUUUCUCUAUUAAUCAAUGAAUUGUUCUGUCAGUAAAAUGUCAAGAAAUAGUGAAAUUUCCCAUAACCCAAGUUGAUGUCUUUAAAUGGUUUCAUCUGACCAACUGUCCCAAAAAUCUAAAGUGAUAUAGUUUAUUAUCACAUAUAACAAAGAAAGGCAUCAAAUUCUCAGAUUUAGGAGGCAUGAAAUCAACAACUGGCCUCAUUUGCUUUAAAAUUACUAAAACGAUUAUUUGAUUGUCAAUUAAUUAUCUGUCAAUCAACUAAUUGAUUAAUCGACAAAUCAUUUUAGCUCUACUUGCUUGUUCUCUGUCUGUCUGCAUGAUAUAACACCGCAUUGUGUGACAACACAACACAUACCGCCAUUGUGUCAGCGCUAGCCUUGCUAUUUCUUUUCUUUCCAUCUGUGUUUUGUCCUGUGUGGGUGCGUGUGUGUAUGUGUGUGUUAUACAUGAUUGUUUUACUGGGUUAACAUCAGUGUGUGUUCGCAUCUGUGCGUCUCUCUUUGCUCACCCUGUCUCUCUUGCUGCUCUCUCUAGGCUGCUUCAUGCAGUCCAAACCACAACCUGCUACGUUUGGGGAAAUGGGCUGAAGUCAGAUUUGUGUUGCUGCACCGGGCAAGUUUUUUUUAUGUAGGAAGGAAACUGCGGCAUAACAGUGUCAUAAAAAAUCAGCCUACAAUGUCCGGAGAAAGCUCCACUUUUCUAUAGUAGGUCAUUUGUCUCAUCAACCCAAUGAAAUCCUUUAGGUCAAAGCUUCUCACACGUGAUAUUUUCUCUCAUUCUUUCUGCUGGUCCUUGCUAUCACCUGGAGCUGCCAGCGUGUGAAAUUGCCUCAUGUAGCUGUAACGGGAUCUGACAGGCUGUUUGUCUUGGAGUUGAAUGUUUUUUCAGGUUGAGGUUUGGUCCUCCAUAGCAUGAGAAAGCCUGCUGUCUUCUUACACAAACUAACGCACAAUCUAGUGUCCAGAUGCCUGUACACUAGCACUUUAUAGAGUUAGGGAAGUAGUUUUAGGUGUGCUUUGCCACGCUUCUUUUAUCCUUUGCAAACAUUUCACUCUGUAGCGCACGUCUCUGUCGUGUGUGACUCCACAAGACUGACAUACAACGCGUAACGUUCACUAUUGAUACGAGUUUUCAGUAGAAAAUGUAGAUUCAAAAUCAUUCUUGGAUUAAGUUUGACAUAAUGUAUACCUAGUGUGCGCCACUGAAACGCUGUGGUUAUAUAUUUUUGCGAGCUUAGGGAUGUUUGAGGUCAUUGCUGCUGUGUUUUAUGUAGGUGUCCUCUGUUUAGCUUGUCAUUAACCAGAAAGUUUAUAAAUCGGUCACUUCUUCAUUCUGCAGUCCAGGAAGUGUGGAUUAAUAAUUACACUUCCUGAGGUGAAUCCCUAUAUACUUAAAAAAAAGUCACUGAGUUUGGACCUGUGUGUAAAUGACGUGAUAUAUAGUUGCACUUUGUAUAGGGGUGUGUACAUAAAUGAUAAAUCAUUAUAUAUAGAUAUAUAUAUAUAUAUAUGAGAGAGAGAGAGAGUGCUGGUAACAUGCUGUAUGCUGCCUGUCUAAAUGAGAGCUGUUAACUCUGUUUGUGACUUCCUGUAACAUAAUGUCAUAACAUAGAGUGCCCUGUGUGAUCUUGAUUAAACUCAAGUUCCUUUAAUCGAAUGGUUUCACAAACCAGUUUUGGAUUGUGGGUUAAAUUAAAGCACAGGUGUCGGACCGUAGCUGUCGGCUGCAGACAGUGAAAAGGGACGUGUUAUUUCAAGAAAGGUGACUUAUUAUGUGUAUUUUCUUAACUUUUAGUUUUGUACAGAUAGUUUUCAGGGACAGAGAUGAUUUAGAAUAGCAGCAGCCCAACUUUUAGAGUCGUUUUGGACGUUAAUGACUCCACGUAGGGGUUAUCUGUUCAUAUAAUCAACUGCUCUUUACGAAUCAUGUUUUACAUCCUCAUUAAGAUCAUCACUUUGAUGGUUAAACACUGCUCACCAGUGUAUCAGAUUUACUGCCAAAGAUGCCUGAUAAAAAUUCUGAGAUGUUGGGAAGUAAUAAUUACCCAUAAAGGAGCUCUUUAUGAUAUUCAGAGCAUUAAUAUAGCAGAAAAACGAUUUGCUAUGUAAAGAUAUAGUAAUGGCGUCCUGACCAGAGAAUGUAGUCAUGUCGAGCUUCUCUGUCCUUUGUUGUGGUAGAUGGGCUAGCAGCAUGUUGGUGCAUGUGAGUCCCUGUGAGUGUGUCCAUCUAGCUAAUUGCUGCCACUCUGCACUGCACUCUUAUGGCGGUUACAGCUGAUAUCAGGAUGGCAUUGUCACUGAAACAUAGCGCCCACCCCCCUGUUCCCUCCCAGGCUAACACCGUUAGCUCUGCACUGUUGCCGUUGUUAGAACUGUUUGUUGGCUGCUAGCCUCCAGCUCAGCCGCCUCAAUGUUGAGAGCCGUGUGCAGACAACCUCUGAAUCAUAGAUCCACUCUGAAUAUCAUGAAGAGCUCCUUCAAGUUAUGUUUGAAAAAUUAACCCCGUCAGUAUGAUCUUUCAAAUAUAUAUGACUGUGCAUAAUUAUUUGAUUAUACACAGAGUUUUAUUCCCCACAGAAUUCACCAGGAUCAAUGUUUAUUCUUUAAAAAAUACUGAUGAAUUUAAUCUUUAUUUCUCCGUCAGCACAUUUAAAACAGCCGCUUGUGAAGCACUUAUCGUAUACUGUGAUGUAAGAUAAUGCUCUGUCGUUCACUGGUUGAAGCCUCUGAGUUUUAAAAGCGCUUCUGUAAAGUGACAAAUCAGAUGUUUAUGAAGGCAUGCCUGUUGUGUGAUUUUUGUACUCAGGUGUGCUCCGUUUGGUCCUCCUGGAUGUGUGUGAUAUCUGUUUUACAACCUGCUUCAUUUUGUUCAGGUACAGCAGAUAAAUAAUAUGAACAGAUGUUUUAUCACAGUGAUGAUUCCCCUCACACUCCAGUAACAACAUUAAACUUGACUUUAUAUAAGCAGAUGAUUCAAAACGCCCACAGUUGUAUUGCUCGGGAGAUUAAAGUUAUCUUGACAUUUACAAAAUAACUGGUAAAUUAAUAAAGAUAAAAUUGUGAAGUGA
This is a messenger RNA of Epinephelus moara (kelp grouper), 6874 nucleotides long. RefSeq names its product aconitate hydratase, mitochondrial. Gene Ontology annotation, molecular function: 4 iron, 4 sulfur cluster binding; aconitate hydratase activity. Gene Ontology annotation, cellular component: mitochondrion; cytosol. NCBI's taxonomy places the organism in Eukaryota, Metazoa, Chordata, Actinopteri, Perciformes, Serranidae. The transcript is spliced from 18 exons. Gene Ontology annotation, biological process: tricarboxylic acid cycle. The coding region runs from base 18 to 2363 and encodes 781 amino acids. The record is from RefSeq and is a predicted model, not a curated record.